GUCCCGCGUGGAUAUGCAAGGAGCGCGUCCCUCCCAGGCAUACCAGCGAAGCUUUUAUCUCUCACACUGAAAUUUCGUCUUUACACAUUGGCUUUUUGGAUUUGACACAGUCCCCACUACAAAAGGGAAACUGACAUCGAUUAAACCUCACUGGACAUUUACAAUAUUUGUCGCCGUUUUCAAUCGGACACCCCGUUUAGUUCACAACGGCGUUGGUCACUUUUCUUCUUUCUCUUUUUUCUCAUCCGGCUCCCGGUUGGAUUUACAAAGGGUGUGUUGGUGAUCGGUACCGGGAGUUUUCGGCUCCUGUACUUCUCGUAUUUCACUGAGGAAUGACAGCGACCGGAACGGGACUGCGAAUCGCCUAAAUGGAGAAAAUGGAUUGUAAAACCCUCGAAAACACUUUCGAGGAGAAACUGACGUUAGCGGAGAAAUCACUGCCCCUGCCGACAGAGUCCCACUCCAUCCAGAAUGAGGACAAGAUGCCAGUGAAAGACUGUCUGACCCCAGCUGACUCAGCCAUCACCGACCUUUCCCCCAACACAGAUUCCAGUGCCCAAACAGACCACUCCAUCAAGACAGAGCCCUCCUCCAAGACAGCUGCCAGGCCAUCCACGCCUGGCACCAGUGCCAGCCCCCAACCCAAAAAAGAUGCUGUAACCUCAGAGCAACGACAGAAGCUUGCCAAGGAGCGUAGGGAGGAGAGAGCCAGAUAUAUUGCGGUCAAGAAAGCUCAGUGGUUGGAGAAGGAGGAGAAGGCCCGGCGCUUAAGGGAGAGCCAGCUGGAGGACCGCAGGAGGAAACUGGAGGAGCAGAGACUGAAGACUGAGAAACGCAGAGCCCUGCUGGAGGAGAAGCAGAGACAGAAACUAGAAAAGAACAAGGAGAGAUAUGAGGCAGCCAUCAAAAGGUCAACGAAGAAGACGUGGGCCGAGAUCCGCCAACAGAGAUGGUCCUGGGCUGGCGGACUCAACCAAACCUCCCGCAGAGAAAGUCGCAGUCUGCGUCUGAGUCCGUGGGAGAGCAAGAUUGUGGAGCGGCUCAUGACACCCACCCUGUCCUUCUUGGCCCGCAGUCGCAGUGCUGCCACUCUCCUCAACAGCAGUGACUCUCCCUCUGGCAGCCCGCUAACGCCCUGCUCCCAUCACCACCCUCACCAGAACACCGCCGAGCGCUGGAGGCUUUCCUCUGCCAGCACACCAGACAUUACUCAGCGCCAGCGUCGCCGAAACUCUACACCGAUAAAGAAGGAGAAAAGAGACAAAGAGAGGGAGAACGAAAAAGAGAAGAGCGCCCUGACGAAAGAGAAAGUGCAGAAGAAGAAGCCGACAACACCAACCCCGACCCCCAGGUCCAGGCCAGAGACCAGCACUCAAAAGCCCAGAAACAGACCUCCAUCGCCUGCAGCCCCUAAAAGCAGACCCUUGUCCCCUUGCGUGCCAACGGCAGCCUCCAAGGCCCCUUCAGGCAAGAAGACACCUCCUCCAGGCACUAAGACCAGGCCCAAACGGGCCCAGACCCCAGCCAGGGUCCAACCUCCAACAGUGGCAGCAGUUACCGUUGAGACAAACAGCAAAUCUCCACAGCCUGAUAAUCCUGAGGAGACAAAGAGCUCCAGUGAUCUCCCUGCCAUCGUGGUGUCCUCUGCGCCAGUUACACAGCCUUCUUUAAGCCCACCGGUCAUCACAGUGUCCUCCCCGGCUGUACAAAGUACUGAGACAGCUGCCUCAUCUGCAGCUGCUGCACCAGCCCCCCCUGUUACCCCUGUUACUGCACCAGCUCCCCCUGUUACCCCUGCCACUACUCCCACUACACCCGCAACUACCCCCGCUACUCCAGUUGCAUCAACGGGCAGGCCGUCAGCCGGCACCAAUGAUCCAGAGGAGGCUUCCCGGGUCCUGGCUGAGAAACGCAGACAGGCCCGCGAGCAGCGGGAGAGGGAGGAGCAGGAGCGUCUAGAGCAGGAGCACAGGAACAGGAUCCUGCGUGAGGAGGCGAUGGCACGGGAAGUGGAGGAGCGGAAGCGCAGAGAGGAGGAGGCCCGCCUCAUGGCUGAGCAGCAGCGUCUGAUGGAUGAAGCCCAGCGGAUUCAGGAGGAGAAGGAGGCGCAGGAGAGAGCCAAGGCAGAGCAGGAAGAAAACGAGAGGCUGCAGAGACAAAGGGAGGAGGCUGAAGCUAAGGCUCGUGAAGAGGCCGAGCGCCAGCGUGUGGAGAGGGAGAAGCACUUCCAGAAGGAAGAGCAAGAGCGACUGGAAAGGAAGAGGCGUCUCGAGGAGAUCAUGAAGAGGACUCGGAAGAGCGAUGCUGGAGAUAAGAAGGAUGUCAAAGCCUCCCCACAGGUUAAUGGCAAAGACACAGAGACUGCUAAAGCACCCGGAAGUCUACAAAGUCGGGAACCCACAAAUAACAGUACAGCAGUCCGCAGCCAAGGUGUGUCCGGCAGUGUCGUGAAUGGUGUCCAGCCAGCCACACACCAGAAUGGCCUCUCAGCCAACGGGGAAGCUGCUGACUAUGAGCAGAUCAUCCAGGUCAGCAGCAGUAGCAAUCCUGGACAACCACAGACUGGCGUGAUCAACGAACCAAUCAUGGCCUUUGAAGCAGGAGAGCCCUUCAUAAUGAAGACAGGGCCCAUGAAGACUCAACAUGUUGCAGAGGUCCUGUGAUUUUACCAGCAUCGAUGGAGAAACGCCUUACGUCUCUGGUUGAGUGAAGAGAUUCGUGCCACACCUCAGCGGCUUACAAAGAAGCGUGCCAAACAAACUAUGAACUGUGCUGAAUUCACCAUGACAUCUAGUGGCCGCAGAGGACAGUGAGGAGUGAAACUCUGCCUGCAGGAAAAAAGAGCUCAUACAAAAACAAGAAAGGUACCACUUACAAUAAGACUACCCUGAUAAAGGAUUUAUAAAUGGGUUAUAAUUAGUUUAGUAAUUAGG
Molecule: messenger RNA, 2933 nt
Organism: Lampris incognitus (smalleye Pacific opah)
Lineage: Eukaryota; Metazoa; Chordata; Actinopteri; Lampriformes; Lampridae
Product: MAP7 domain-containing protein 1-like
Exons: 16
Coding region: 369-2663 (764 amino acids)
Biological process (GO): microtubule cytoskeleton organization
Cellular component (GO): microtubule cytoskeleton
Source: RefSeq, a predicted model, not a curated record